AUGAUGACCAAAACUGAUAUCCCCGAGAGAGAGGCAAGUAUAAGAGACAAGAUAGUUGGGAUUCUACACUGCGACAUUAGGGACAAGAACCCCUUUUCAACCAACUUCCUUCCGAAGGUCGACAUCAUCACAUCAUCCCUGUGUCUGGAAGCAGUUGCCACGGAUCUGGCCUCCUAUGAAGAAUGUGCCGGGAAUAUGGUCGGGAUGCUGAAUCCUUGUGGUCACUUGGUCAUCUUUGGAUGUUUGGGAGGAACUAUCUACACAGUGGGGUCAAAGCGGUUCAGCAGUUUUGGGAUGUCGAAAGAUGAUUUGAUGUCCACAUGGAAGAAGGUUGGUAUUGAGAUCAUGUCCUGGAACGAGUGUUCGCAACCCAAGCAGGAUUAUAAUGACAUUGAUGUCUUCUUCGGCAUGGUUGGGAGGAAGAUGCCAAACACUGGGAUCAACGUGUGA
This is a messenger RNA of Haliotis rubra (blacklip abalone), 450 nucleotides long. Its product is annotated as nicotinamide N-methyltransferase-like. NCBI's taxonomy places the organism in Eukaryota, Metazoa, Mollusca, Gastropoda, Lepetellida, Haliotidae. Gene Ontology annotation, cellular component: cytosol. Gene Ontology annotation, molecular function: N-methyltransferase activity. Bases 1 to 450 code for a protein of 149 amino acids. The transcript has 2 exons. The record is from RefSeq and is a predicted model, not a curated record.